UUGUCCUGGAUUUGCAGCAGAUUUCGUGGGCGUGGCUUCUGUCAUAGGUGCGUGACUGAGUGUGUGUGAGGGAGAGGCCGCUUCCAGGUGUAGGAACUCUCGGCCAACGACGACCCAGGAAGUGACAGUGAAACUUUAGGAUUUUAGAACACAGUCAUUCAUCUACUGCGAUAAAUUGUGCGCCAACAUUGGGGACAAGAUAAAAUAGAGACGAAGCAUCGUCCCUGGAGGUUUUCAGGAAGAUGUACAACGCCAGAUACGACCAGGGCCAUAAUGGUCACCAUGAGCGAAUCGACUUCUUAAGCAACAAAGAGAAGGUAUCGAAACGGAAGACAGGCCUGCUCGUGGGCGUCCUUCUGGCAUUUCUGGUCCUUGCAGCCGUUGCGGCGUUCCUCAUCUGGCUGUUUGUCUUUAAAGAUGCUGAUUCAGAAGCCACCCUAAGUGCACAGAGAGGUCCACAAUCGCAGGUCUUCAGUGGACACUUAAAGUUGGCCGGUGUAUCUUAUGACCAAAACCUGGAGGACACAGAGAGCAAGGAAUUCAAGGAUUUGGCAAGCACAAUACAGGAAAUUCUCAAAGACAACUACAUGAAAGAUGAGCUGCUUAAAGAGUUCUACACCAAGUCGGUGGUCACUGCAUUCAGCGAGGGUGUGAUAGCCUACUACUGGUCCCAGUUCGACAUUCCACCGGAAGACUUGGACGUCCUGCCUGAGUUCUCUGAAGAGCGGGUGUUGGAGGUACUGGAGAGUGGACUCAAGGCGCAGCGGUUUUCAUCCAUUCACAUCACUGAAGUCACCACGUCACUCACAGAUCCUCGAAUGGCCAGGAGCCCCACAGCCAGGGACUGCUUCUUCCGCCUGGAGGCUACAGAAAAUGGGCAAGAAUUUUCAUCUCCGGGAUACCCUCAUGGCUACCCACCCAAGUCUAGGUGUCAGUGGCAAAUUCGCGCCUCAGAGGACAUGGCCAUAUCUGUCAGUUUCCCUUUCUUCCACAUCGAGGAUGACUGCUCUGAUGACUUUGUCUUCAUCUAUGACUCCUUGAGCCCAGACGAAUCUCAGGCAAUCACAAACAAGUGUGGUCAGAGGCCUCCCUCCAACCCUUUAGAGGUGGUGUCGUCAGGCAACAUCAUCCUCAUCAACCUGAUCACAGACACUGAUGUCCAGAGGCCCGGCUUUCAGGCAGUGUACAAAGCCAUUCCUUCUUCCAUGGUGAAAACCUGCGGCGGUGUCCUUAUUGCCACAGAAGGAGUAAUAACUUCCCCACUUUACCCCAGCUUCUAUCCUCCUGCCGUUGACUGCAAGUGGAGCAUCAAGGUGCCUGCUGGGAAAAAAGUGCGUCUGAAGUUUACAAUGUUCCGCAUGAAAGAGCCAGGGGUUGACAUCCGUGAGUGCCACAAAGACUACGUGGAGGUUAUGGGCACCAAGUACUGUGGAGAAAUGUCGUCAUUGUCUCUGACCAGCAGCACCAACGCCGUGGACUUGACCUUCCACUCUGACGAGUCCUACACCGACAAAGGCUUCAGCGUUCAAUACAGCGCAUUUGAUCCGACAAACCCUUGCCCCGACAUGUUUGCUUGCGCCUCGGGCAUCUGCAUCGGCAAAGAGAUGGCGUGUGACGGCUGGAACGACUGUGGCGAUAUGAGCGAUGAGAUGGAUUGUAAAUGUGAAAAGGACCAGUUCGCCUGUAAAAACGGCCUGUGCAAACCGAAGCUGUGGGAGUGUGACCGCGUCAACGACUGCGGAGACGGCAGCGAUGAGAAAGGGUGUGGUUGUGAGGAGAAUGAGUGGUCCUGCGGGAACGGCGUCUGUCUGCCUCAGGAUGUCCGAUGCGACAACAAAAAGGACUGUGAGGACGGAAGUGACGAGGCCUCGUGUAUAAACUCUCCAGGCAUCUGCUCUGCCUUCAGCUUCAAGUGCAAUAACAAUGACUGUGUCAACAAGGUGAACGCUGAAUGCGAUCGCAUCAAAGACUGCUCAGAUAACUCUGACGAAGAGUACUGCAGUAGUGGCCCCAGGCCCUAUAAGCUGAGCCGCAUCGGCGGGGGCCAGAAUGCAGAGCUGGGGGAGUGGCCUUGGCAGGUCAGCCUUCACUUUAUGACUUAUGGCCACGUCUGCGGCGCCUCCAUCCUCUCAGAGAGGUGGCUGCUCUCAGCUUCUCACUGCUUCGUGACCAGCAACCCGGCGAACCACGUUCCGUCCAAUUGGCAGACGUACAGCGGCAUGCAGAACCAGUACAAGUAUGAUGGUGUGCAGCGCCUCCCGCUGAAGAGGAUUAUAUCCCAUCCAGAUUACAACCAGAUGACCUUUGACUAUGACAUUGCGCUGCUGGAGCUCAGCGAGCCGUUGGAGUUCACCAACACCAUCCAACCCAUCUGCCUACCAUCUUCCUCCCACGUCUUCCCUGCAGGCAUGGCCUGCUGGGUCACAGGCUGGGGUGCCCAACGAGAAGGAGGUCAGAAAGCACAACUGCUGCAGAAGGCGUCUGUGAAAAUUAUCAACGACUCCGUCUGUAACGUGGUGACGGAGGGCCAGGUCACCUCCAGGAUGCUCUGCAGUGGAUUCUUAGCAGGAGGAGUCGAUGCAUGUCAGGGAGACUCCGGAGGCCCCCUGGUGUGCUUCGAGGAAAGUGGGAAGUGGUUUCAGGCUGGCAUCGUGAGCUGGGGCGAGGGCUGCGCUCGUCGGAACAAGCCCGGCGUCUAUUCACGCGUAACCAAGCUGAGACAGUGGAUCAAGGACGAGACAGGGAUUUGACGAUGCCACGAGGAACAGCGAGGGAGUGAGUGAGCGAGCGAGCGAGUGAGGGAGGCAGAGCGGGGAACAAUGUCCAAGUGCACAAAAAAAACGUAACGGAGGAAGAACAUUUGUGUCUGAGUCGAGACGUCCAUGUCUUCCCAGAACCUGUCCAUGUACCAGAGGAAUCUGAACACAUGGACCAACUACUCACAUCAGGGACUUGAAGCACUUUAUUUUCUCGCACAUACUUCCCUCCACCCACACACCCCCACCUCCACCACACACAGAGACCAACACCGUGUACAGUUUUUAAGUGUAAAUUUCUGCAGUGCCUUUAAAUCCCAUUAAUCAUGUCGUGUGUAACUCCUUAAAACCAACCAACUUCAGAAUCAUUUAAUCAACAUUUUUUUAGCAUAUAAUGAAUAUAUAACAAUAUAAGGCUGACGCAAAACAUUUUAAAAACUUAAACUCACCCCAAAACCAUUGAGACAUUUUUAAAAGAUCUAUUAUCAUGUAUUUCUUGGUGACGUGCCCUCAGUCCUUUUUGGCUGCAGCACAUUUUUGCACUUUGCUAAUGGGCUGUUGCAUUUGAUAGCUGUAUAUUUUGGGGAGGUUUAUUCAUCGUUUCUUUUAUUUUCUUGGAGAACUCUAUCUGCUCUAACAGUGUCUCUGCUCCAAAAUCAACUGCAGAGUUGUUGUUUUUUUUUUUUUUUUUAGCUCUUUCUAAUUUCCCAGGUAGCAAUUAGUUUCCCUUUUUUAUCUGUUAAAUAUGAACUCACAUUUGCUGAAACAACUGUAAGGCCAAAGAUUGUAACAGUGGAGAAACACAGGGAGUUAUUUUUGUAUUCUAUUAAAAGUUGUGAAAAUUGAAAACAUCCUGGAGGCAAGAUAUCGCAUUCAUCAAUCUAAAAGUCCACUUCUAACCAGAGAGAGCGGCUGACACUAAUGUUAACUAUAGCAAGUUUGGUGAAAAACACCAGCUUUGUCCCCGUGGGAAUAUAGAGCUCGAGACUAAAGUGAAGCCGACUUUGUUUUAAGUUGCUGUUGAUUUAAAUGAGACUCAUAGAUCAGUAUUUUUAUUACACCUCCACCGAUUCGUUUGCCCAGGUCGCUAGUUAAGCCGCGGGUGAUUAAAGUCUUUACUCACGCUCAGAAUCCAUGGAGUUGUCACUAGUUGCCAGAGCAAUGCAAUGAGUUUUUUUCUCCCUGUGAGAAUUUCCUUCUCCUUGGUCACAGCCAACUCAAUUAAGUUGAAAUCUAAGAUUGAACAGAGCGUUUUCUUUGAGUCUGUUUGCCUUCGCCUGUAAGUGUUACGGCCAGCAGACGCAAACCAGAGAUAGGAUCCAGUGUUUUUAUAUUGAAGGGUAGAAUUAUAAAUAUAAUAAAUAAUUUUUUAAAAAUCAAA
This is a messenger RNA of Cynoglossus semilaevis (tongue sole), 4137 nucleotides long. RefSeq names its product ST14 transmembrane serine protease matriptase (gene st14). The transcript is spliced from 19 exons. NCBI's taxonomy places the organism in Eukaryota, Metazoa, Chordata, Actinopteri, Pleuronectiformes, Cynoglossidae. Gene Ontology annotation, molecular function: protein binding; serine-type endopeptidase activity. The record is from RefSeq and is a predicted model, not a curated record. Gene Ontology annotation, biological process: proteolysis. The coding region runs from base 243 to 2750 and encodes 835 amino acids.